CGCCCGGGCCGCGCUGCCCCGCGGAGGGCGGCGGUUCCCAGCGCCCCCCCUUCGCCGGGCGGGGCGCGGGUGGCACCGACUCCGGCAGCGCGCACUCCGCCCGGCGCCGCCCGCCUCCAGCGCAGCCCCCGCGCCCGGCUUCCAGGGCGCAGGCUGCCCCUGACAUGCUCUGCCCCAGUCAGGAGGAGCCGUCGUGUUAGUGCCCCGAAGGCAAACGGACGCCUGGCUGGAGAGACAAGGAAAGGCUCUGCCGCCCGGCCCCAGCCCCAGCCCCAGCCCCAGGGUGGAGAUCAAGUGGCACCUGAUCCUAGCAGCCCAGCCCACAGCACUGGAUGAGAAUUCGGCUCUUGCCUAGAGCGCACUGAUCAGGCCCGGCAGCAUGGACUUCGUGAUGAAGCAAGCGUUAGGGGGGGCCACCAAGGACAUGGGGAAGAUGCUGGGUGGAGAGGAAGAGAAGGAUCCCGACGCGCAGAAGAAGGAGGAGGAGCGGCAAGAAGCCCUUCGCCAGCAGGAGGAGGAGCGGAAGGCCAAGCACGCCAGGAUGGAGGCCGAGAGGGAGAAGGUCCGGCAACAGAUCCGGGAUAAGUACGGCCUGAAGAAGAAAGAGGAGAAGGAGGCGGAGGAGAAGGCGGCGAUGGAGCAGCCGUGCGAGGGCAGCCUGACGCGCCCCAAGAAAGCCAUCCCGGCGGGCUGCGGGGACGACGACGAGGAGGAGGAGGAGAGUAUCCUGGACACGGUGCUCAAGUACCUGCCGGGGCCCCUCCAGGACAUGUUCAAGAAGUAACAGCCCCACGCCGCCCCCCCCCGGGCCCGUCCCCACACACCGGGGUGCACUGGGCUGGGGGGGGAUUUUCAUUUCUUUUAGUUCAUUUGAUUUUUGUUCCAACUGUUUCGAAGGGAAGAUCCCAGAUGUGUCCCCUGUGCCCAGAACCUCUCGCUGCUCCAGUGGGGCGAACGAGGCAACCAGACCAAAAACCACCCCCUGCCUGCUGAGCUCCGGGCAGCCGGAGCCCCGGGCUCCCCCUUCCUCCCUCGCCCCUCAGCCGUUCGGAGUCAGCGCUGUGUUGUGCCAAAGUGCCGGCCGGCUGCUUGGCAAAUCUCCCCGGGCGUGGGGGGCGAACUGGGACCAAAUUCACUGCAGUAACCUCACGUCAGGCGGAGGGUGGGGCAGCCGGCAGGGAAAGGCAGGGCUCUGCCCGUGCUCCAUGCCCCUUCUCUGCCCUUCACUAACUUCAGACAUUCCUCAGGCCCACGCUGCCUGCCUGCUUCCAGGGGCCAGGGACAUGGGGGCAGCAGGAGAGCACCCGCAGGCUGGGGGCUGUGCCCCCCGCGCCCUCCGGCCCCGCCUGGAAGCAGCCCAGGGAGCAAAGCAACCCCGGCCUGCUCCAGCUGGCGGGCGCGAGUGUCCUGCCGGGCCAGCUUCCAGGGGCUGGCGCGGAGGGGACAUGGUGGGCUACCGGGCUGGCUCCCAGCGGCGGCGCCCCACGGCUCUGCCCCCCGCCGCACUACCCAUUUCUGUCACCUUCUGUUUGGGCUUCAGGAAGGGGCUGCUGGGGCCGGCCCCUCCGCUGGUGCUGGGCAGACACAGGCUGCCCCUCGCCUGCCACAGCAAGCGCCGGGGACGGCCCUGGAGCAGGGGCUGCGGGACACAGAGGGACGCGUGGACUCCCCAGCUAACCCUGCCCUGGGGCAGCGGGCAGCUUGGUGGGGCUAGGGGUGGCUGGAAGGAAAGAGAAAGCCUUUUCGCCACUCUGCCCCUGCCCCAAACCCCUCCACAGGCCCGGGCGCGACCCCAGCCGGGCCUGUCCCCUGCACAGCCCAGCCGGGGGGGGGAGGGGGGGGCGUCCCUGGCCGAGCUCGGCCCUGGGGGGGUCAAGCCGGGCACCCUUUGCCAUAGUCAAGACCCUGCCCAUUAGGGCAAACGGUUGGGGAGGAGAUUUCUAAAAAACACAAGGGCCAGAGCUGGGCCCAAGGAACGGGGACGUCCCACCUCCCCUCCCAGCCCUGCAGCAUGGGGGGUGGGGGAGGUCUGGGGCUGGGGACAAUCCUGGCACGUUGCCAGAGGAGUUUAAUGUGGGGCCUGAGCCCAGAGGGCGGAUCCAGCACUUAGCCCUCCCGGUGCCCCCUACUGAGCGAAUCCCAUUAUGGCAGGGCCUCCGGGGGGUCCCGCUCAGCCCACUUCCCACCCUGGGGCUCGCCCACAUUCCUGCUGUGCCCAUCGCUGUGGUAUCUGGGCACCAAAGCUCUUCCCCAGCCACCCUCAGGCACCUGUGCCCGCUGGCAGACUCCGAGCCCUGGCUGGAGGCACCCGUCCUUAUGCAGCCCUCGGCUGGUAUCUCUGUCUCCCCGCUCUGGGCCCUGAGCCCUGCAUGGCUCCAGGGACCCCCCCCCCCCGCCAACACCCGGGGAAACCUGCCCUGGCUCGUCCCUCGACUGCAGCCCCAGCCUGCCCAGGGACACAGGCAGCCUCUCCAGCCCGCGCCAGGUGGCUGAGGGCUCCCUGCCCAGGAUCCCCCCAGUGCUGGCGCCCCUCAGGCCCUGUUGAGAAGAGGGUGGAUUGUCCCCUGAGGCGGGUUCAGAGGCCUGGGGCUUGUCUCCUGUUUCCCAAAGGGGUUUCUUUGCUGGGGGGGGCGGGUCCCGAUUGCAUCCCAGGGUUCCCAUAGGGUUUGUUUUUGCCUGCGGGUUGAGUUUGAGAGAAGCCACAACGUCUCCCUCCGCAUCUGUGUCCUUCUCCGAUAGUUAAAGCCAUAUCAGUUAGACUGCAAUACUUCCACGCACUCCGGCGAGCCGCCCCGCCACGCUCCCAGCCUGUGCAGAGGAGCAGACCCAGGCGGGAGCCCCCCGGCCCCAGCGUCCGCGUCUCAGGCCACCCAGUGGCCCGUGUGUGUUGCCGCAUUAGUGUUUGUGUAACAGGGUAAACACCCCAACCCUCCCAUCCUGUCUGCUAGUCACCGCACGAUGGUCACCGCAUGGCCCGGGGGACCCCAGUGCCAGGCGGGGCGACGGGGGGUGGACGGGCCCCAGGACUGGGACGGGAGGGCACUGCGCAGGGCAGUGGCACUCGCAUCCAGGGCUGACAAGAGCAGGGGAACGGGGAACAAUUGG
Molecule: messenger RNA, 3105 nt
Organism: Mauremys mutica (yellowpond turtle)
Lineage: Eukaryota; Metazoa; Chordata; Testudines; Geoemydidae
Gene: CPLX2
Product: complexin 2
Exons: 6
Coding region: 380-784 (134 amino acids)
Biological process (GO): synaptic vesicle exocytosis; neurotransmitter transport; regulation of neurotransmitter secretion
Cellular component (GO): terminal bouton; SNARE complex
Molecular function (GO): syntaxin binding
Source: RefSeq, a predicted model, not a curated record